AUGGCACCUUUUGACGAGGUCAUCGAGAGCACUCGCACUACCAAGUUCGAAGGUCACGAAUGGCCAUGCUUCGUCUUCCCCGAUCACUCUGUACCUGACGGCUUGAUUGAGCCCAGGCCAAGCAAGCAAGCUCUACCCGUACUGAUUCUCAGACGACACGAGUUCGUAUGGCGCAAUCGCGACGAACUGGCUGGCUUCGAUCCCUGCGAACCUGAGAUAUUCGGCGGCGAGCGCAGAAAGGCCUUCCAAGAGGCUCUUGAGUACAGGAACCUGGACUAUUACCACAAGUUGGUCUGGAGCAAGCAAGCAGCCAUGAAUCUGGCGUCCGAAGAUGAGCCUAUCGUUUUGAGUGACGACGAUGACAGCGAUGUCAAGCCACACAAGCAUAAUGGCUACGGUAACGACCUCGUCACUCCGAUCACUAAGAAACGCCCGUACUCCUCAGCAUUCAAACGUCCUGGUCUACCCACUCCCAGCUCAACACCCGCCAAGAAAAUCAAAGCAUCAUCCAAAGUUGGUUUCUCCCUUCCCUUCGGUGAAGACGACGACAGCGACGUCGAUCUUCCUCAUCCAUCAACCUUCACUCCCACCAGAAAGCCAGUUUCUAAAUCAGCUUCUAAACCGGCUGCCACUCCAUGGAAGCCGAGCGGGAAGAAGCACAAGAUUCCAGAAGACUAUGUCACAAAAAAGCAGCUCCAACUGGUUAUGACGAAGAAGGGCAACGGCGAACCAUCCCCUGAGGAAUUGAAAGUUGUAGAGCCUGUCAAAGAGUGA
Aureobasidium namibiae CBS 147.97 is the source of this 774-nucleotide messenger RNA. RefSeq lists its product as uncharacterized. NCBI's taxonomy places the organism in Eukaryota, Fungi, Ascomycota, Dothideomycetes, Dothideales, Saccotheciaceae. The transcript has a single exon. The record is from RefSeq and is a predicted model, not a curated record. The coding region runs from base 1 to 774 and encodes 257 amino acids.